UCGCCGACGCCGACUGUUUCAAUUGUUCCGUACCGAUCGUGCAAGCCAGUCGCGUUGAAUCUCAUCUUCUCGUACAGUUUUCAAGUGUUGUGUGUUCUGUUGGUGGUUUAUCUUUAAUUUUGUGACUCGUGACUUGUGACUUGAUCUCAGCAAUAGACUUAAAUAUCGUUAGUUAAACCGAAGUUAUAUGUAACAAAGGAGGGUUCCAGUUGAACAAUUGAUGAUUCUUGAUUUUUAGAAAUCAAUAGUUUUAAUUUAAACAGUAAAAUGUUUCUCGACACAUAUCUGUUAAGUGUGAUGCAGCAGGAAUUCUUGGAUGCAUCAAAGGCGCGAAGUACGCUUUUGGUGUUCUGCUGCACGUUAACUUGUGUAGUAUUUCUACAAUGGCUUUAUCGGCUAGUAUGUCAAAUCAAAAAGCUUCCGCCCGGGCCAUGGGGAGUACCAAUUUUUGGAUAUCUUACCUUCAUUGGUCACGAGAAACACACACAAUAUAUGAAACUAGCACGCAAAUACGGUUCGUUGUUCAGUGCCAAAUUAGGGGCACAACUAACGGUGGUGAUCAGUGAUUAUAAAAUAAUCCGGGAGGCAUUUAAGACAGAAGAUUUAACCGGACGACCACAUUCACCGUUGUUGAAGACGCUGGGCGGUUUUGGUAUAAUUAACAGUGAAGGUCAACUAUGGAAAGAACAGCGUAGAUUUUUACACGAAAAGCUUCGACACUUUGGUAUGACAGUUCUCGGCAACAAAAAACAUUUAAUGGAAAAUAGGAUCAUGACGGAGGUCGCCGAACUAUUAGCAGCCCUGAACGAAGUCGGUAACCAGUCGACCGACCUGAGCAAAUACCUUUCCGUUUCGGUGAGCAACGUAAUCUGUAAUAUUAUCAUGUCCGUGCGGUUUUCUCUCGAGGAUCCCAAAUUUAAACGUUUCAAUUGGUUGAUCGAGGAAGGAAUGCGACUUUUCGGCGAAAUUCAUACAAUUGAUUACAUACCACAAAUUCAAUAUCUUCCUGGUAAUAUUAACGCAAAGAAUAAGAUCGCGAAGAACCGACAGGAAAUGUUCGACUUCUAUCGGGAAGUGAUUGAUGAACAUAAAAAAUCGUUUGAUGCUGGCCACAUUCGGGACAUUGUGGAUGCCUAUUUGGAGGAGAUCCAAAAAGCCAAAACAGAAGGACGCGAUGCACUACUGUUCGAAGGAAAAGAUCAUGAAAUCCAAAUGAUGCAGGUGAUCGCGGAUCUCUUCUCAGCUGGUAUGGAAACUAUUAAGACCACGUUACUAUGGUUAAACGUAUUCAUGCUGCGCCACCCGGAUGCGAUGAAGCGUGUUCAGGACGAACUAGAUCAAGUGGUGGGUCGCAACCGUCUGCCGAAAAUCGAAGAUGUACCGUACUUGCCUAUAACGGAAACCACCAUACUUGAAGUAAUGCGCAUUUCCAGCAUCGUUCCUCUGGCCACAACGCAUUCUCCCAAAAGCGAUGUCGUUAUCAACGGUUACACAAUCCCUGCUGGUUCAUAUGUGGUGCCGCUGAUCAACAGCGUUCAUAUGGAUCCAACGUUGUGGGAUAAACCAGAGGAAUUCAAUCCCAGCCGCUUCUUGGACGCUGAGGGCAAAGUUCAUAAACCAGAAUUCUUCAUACCAUUCGGUGUUGGACGUCGCCGAUGUCUAGGUGACGUAUUGGCACGAAUGGAGCUUUUCUUGUUUUUUGCCUCCAUUAUGCACACGUUUACGAUCGAACUGCCAGAAGAUGAACCGAUGCCAAGCUUGAAAGGUAUCAUCGGCGUCACCAUCAGCCCUCAAGCCUUCCGAGUGAAUUUGAUUCCACGACCACUAAACGCUGACCUUGACAGAGUGCGGAAUAUUGGAGGCUAUUAAGUGCUGACCAGCUCACUAUGGCUUCAAGAGCACGGUAUGUUCCUACACUUCAUGCAAAAUGACAAAAGACGAACAUUAUGUUUAACAUCCGUAAUCAAGAAACAAAACUACCAACAAGUAAAAAGAACAACAUCAAAAUUCCUUAAGAACUUUCCCAAGGCGGAACAGUGAACAACUAAAAUAAUUUGAGUGCCUGCAACUAUAUCGAAAGUACACCAACUAGUCACGCGUUUUUAUUCGGAGAAUAAUUUUGUUGAAUCCAUCCUUCUAAGAUGUUGAGUUUGUUUAUAGUGUCUGUAGAAAGAGCAAUCCGCAUUUUAUUCGCAUUUUAAUGGCAGCCAAUUAUUCAUACUUGCACUGAAUUUUACAAUAGUUGUUAAUGAUGCACUCAACAGAACCACGAAUUAUUUUGGUACAAAUGGCUAAUGCCACCGAUGCAUGUUUUGAUUUGAGUAAAAGUAGUCAAUACAAUCGUGCAAACAAAGUCACAACGAAAAAACUCACGUGCCUAACGUGUUUAACAUUUCAUGCUGUACAAAAAGAAUCCGAACAGCGGUCAACUGGUUUUAUCAUAAGAUAACAGCAGAAAAAAGUAGCACACCUACAGUGCAAAAUAGUAACGAAAAGCAGUAACUUGAUCGAUGCCUCCCAAAAUACUAUGUGUUCAGUAAAUUUUAGAUACAGAAACAUGCUGACGUUUAUUUCCGUUUAUUAUACCAUGAUAUUUUACGCGGAAACCCAUAUUUGUUAUUUUUAAUAUGUCAGAUUAGCAUUUAAAAAUACGGAUAAUAACAUGAAAAGUUACUUUUUCAUAGGUUUGAUUAAAUUUUAUAAAUUCCUGUCUCGAGAUUGAAAUGAAUAUUGUUAUGAAAUAACACAAAGAUUGCGAAAUUAAACACAUACUGAUGUUCGAAUACUUACAUCGGAUUCGCACUCACCCAUAGUAUAGAAAAAGUUUAGUGUAGAUUCCAAAUAGGUAACUCGUAAGAUAUUAUGAAACAGCGACUGAGGAUUUUUUUGAAAUGUAGAACAAUGUUGGAAACGGUCGGCUGUUGGUUCCUUCAAACUUAUACAUCUCAUCACAGCACCUACUUGUAACGCUGACCCCUAAGGUUGCAUUUAAUACGUAAUAGUUUGAAUGAAUUAGCAUGUGUUCAUGUUGAAUCUGCGGUACGGAUAGGGUUCGUCACUUACAAACAAAUGUCUCUAAACCAUCAUCAAGUUUUUCGUUACUUUUCGCUUGAAGGGCCAUCUAGGCACAUAAAUAUAGUAUGCUUGAGUAAAAAAUAAAUGCAGACAAUAGUGAAAAUGCAAAUCAUGCCACCCCAUAACGACGAUCAAAAGCAUCGCUUAUGUGGAAGAAUCGUGCCAAAUGGAAGUAUUCGAAAUCCGUAAAUUUAGAACACAACCUGUAUUUAUGAAUGACAAAGAGAAUAGAGGUGAAUGAAAGAAUAAGUAUGAUUCAAGAGUUUUAAGCCUUAUGAUAACUGGUAAUAUAAAAAAAAAUAUGAAAAGACGUGUAAUGUGAUUAUUUAUAUUGAACAUGAAUUUUAAUCUAAGUACAUAGUCAAUAAUGAUUAUUGAUGACAAACAAUUGUCGGUUGGACAAUUUUACGAAUAAA
Molecule: messenger RNA, 3491 nt
Organism: Topomyia yanbarensis
Lineage: Eukaryota; Metazoa; Arthropoda; Insecta; Diptera; Culicidae
Gene: Cyp18a1
Product: cytochrome P450 18a1
Exons: 5
Coding region: 268-1869 (533 amino acids)
Biological process (GO): xenobiotic metabolic process
Cellular component (GO): intracellular membrane-bounded organelle; cytoplasm
Molecular function (GO): iron ion binding; oxidoreductase activity, acting on paired donors, with incorporation or reduction of molecular oxygen, reduced flavin or flavoprotein as one donor, and incorporation of one atom of oxygen; heme binding
Source: RefSeq, a predicted model, not a curated record